Molecule: messenger RNA, 7579 nt
Organism: Pogoniulus pusillus (Red-fronted tinkerbird)
Lineage: Eukaryota; Metazoa; Chordata; Aves; Piciformes; Lybiidae
Gene: C2CD2L
Product: C2CD2 like
Exons: 14
Coding region: 212-2284 (690 amino acids)
Biological process (GO): positive regulation of insulin secretion involved in cellular response to glucose stimulus
Cellular component (GO): cytoplasmic side of apical plasma membrane
Molecular function (GO): phosphatidylinositol transfer activity; phosphatidylinositol binding
Source: RefSeq, a predicted model, not a curated record
GGGCCGGGGAAGGGCGGGCGGCUUGGGCUCCUCUGCCCUCCCCUGCUGGGAGGCGGCAGCGGCGGGGCCGGGGAAGGGCGGGCGGCUUGGGCUCCUCUGCCCUCCCCUGCCGGGAGGUGGCAGCGGCGGGGCCGGCGCCGCAGCGCUGGGGCCGGGCGGCGGCCCGCCCGCUAUGCCUGCCGGCCCGCCGUGAGUCGCUGUGCGCGGCGCCAUGGGGCCGGAUCCAGGCUGGGCCGCGCUGGUGCUGCUCUUCGCCGCCUCGCUGCUCACCGUCGCGGCUUGGCUGCUCCAGUACUGGCGGUCCGCGGCCCUGCGUGCGGCGCGGCGGCGCGGGGCAGCGGCGGAGGAGGCCGGGGCCCGUGCGCUGCUGGCCGCGCUGCUCACCCUGCGGUCCCUGCGGGAGCAGUGGCAGAAGGCCUGGGUGCGAGCCCUCAACAGCCAGGCGCGCCGGAAUGGGAGUUCGGUGCAGAUCACGUUUGAAGAGGGUCCUCAGUUGCCACUGGCUGCAGAUGUAAGCCCCGUGAUGUGCAGGGCACAGUCGGAUCACAGCAUGGUGCUAUGCUGCCAUCUGUCAGCUGAAGCUGUGAAGUUUCCUGUCGCUGUUACUCAGCAGUCCCCAGCUGCUGUUUCAGUUGACACCUAUCAUAUCACUUUGGCUGUGCUGCAGGCUCAGGUGGAGAUUCACUUGGAGGAGAUACAGAAUGAAGGUCUCUUGGUGUCUUGGACAUUCAAGGGCAGACCAGAAUUGAACCUUUCUGUUCUUCCGAGACUUCAGCUUUGUGAGAAUGAAGGGGGGGUGGAUCUGUCUACCAUAAAGGAUCUGAUAGAGGAUACCAUUGUCAGCACGCAGCCAGCCAUGAUUGUGAAUCUGAAGGCCUGCACUGCUGGGGACAGUGUGGUACCCAGCAAUAAGCUGAUUCAGGAGCCCCCAGCAGAAACAGCAGCAGCCCCUCUGGGUUCAAAGCUAUUGCUCCGGAAUCUUCGAGUGCUGAACUUGGGCUGCCAGGGGAAGGGAGGAGUUGGGGAGAUCUGCUGCAUGGCAGAGCUGGACAGCCCCCCCCAGCAGAAGUGGACGAGAGCGGUGGCAGCCAGCGGCACAGGGGCUGAGGUGGAGUGGACAGAGGAGCUCUUUCUGGAGUUGGGACCUAGAAGUAAGGAGCUGAAGCUACAAGUGGUGGGCAUCAGUGACAGUGGGGGAAAUGUGUUGCUGGCACAUACUGCACUUUGGCUUGAUUGUUUGGGCAAACACCCGUCUGGGAGACAGGUCUGCUCGCUGACCCCAGGGGCUGGGCGGUCCCUGACGCCUGAGGCUACCAUUGUGUUGGAGCUGCUGUUCCAGGAGUCUGCUGUGUCCCUGAAUGCUCAGCACGCCCCUGCUCUGCGGCCCAGCAUUACCCCUACCAAGAAGGUGGAGAUGGACAGGACCAUCAUGCCCGACGGCACUAUUGUUACUACUGUCACCACCAUUCAGUCCCGGCCCAAGGCAGACUGCAAACUGGAUUCUCCAUCAAGAUCACCUUCCAAGGUGGAAGUGACUGAGAAGAAGACAACUGUGCUUCUGGAAAAAGCUCCCAUGCCCAGUGGUAGGUGUGAGUGCUUGGAAAUCUGGUGCCCUUACCAGAGCAAUUCAUCUUCCUCAGCCUUUGGGGAUAGCCACGUGCCAAACGGCCUGGAUCCGGUGGCUGAGACAGCGAUCAGGCAGCUAACCGAGACCAACAACAAGCCUGCCAAGAAGACCCCUACGAAGCGUAGCACCCUCAUCAUCUCUGGAGUUUCCAAGGUGCCCCUUGCUCAGGAUGAAAUGGCACUGUCCCUGGGUUAUGCUGCGUCCCUGGAGGCUGCGGCGUACGCGGGCUCUGCGGCAGAGGGCACAGCUGAGCAGGUUCGCGACUCUGCCGAGUCCUCUCAGCUGCUGGAGGAGUCACUGCCGGGACAAAGAGCCAGUCAGGAGCUGGAUGAGACAACACGAUCUGACAUAUCUGAGAGGCCUUCGGUGGAAGAUGUUGAGUCUGAAACUGGCUCCAUGGGAGCACUGGAAACCAGGAGCUUGAAAGAUCACAAAGUUAGCUUUCUUCGGAGUGGUACCAAGCUCAUCUUCAGGAGGAGGAGCAAACAGAAGGAGGCUGGGCUGAGCCAGUCACACGAUGACUUAUCCAACGUCACCACCAGCUCUGCUGCGAGGAAGAAAGCUGGCAGCUUCUCCCACCGUCUCAUCAAGCGCUUCUCCUUCAAGUCUAAGUCAAAACCCAAAGCUAGUGACAGCACAACAGCAGGUGAGAACUGAAGGAGGGAGAAGCCCCUCAGAAAGAUUGUGCAGAAGUCCUUUUCUACUCUGUUGUCUUUCUGCUCUGUGGUAUCCGUGACCCACAGUCUAGUUCCUUCCAGCCUUGGCUGAGGGAGGACACCCCAGUGCUUUGCACCAUUUGGGGAGUGGAUGUGGCAAACCCAAGGCCUAGGCUGCUCUUUGGCCUUGGCUUAACCUUUGACUGUUGUACCCUAUUGUGCUGUCCCAGAAAAAUCCAGGUGGCCUGCUGAUGGCCACCAGGGGCCCCAGGAGCUGUGGAAGUGACUCUGCCUGUGUAGCUGUCUGGCGUCACCGGGUACACCCUGGAAGAGGGGUGGUGGGCCCUGAAGUGGCAACCCUCAGAGCUAACGAUUGAGAAAGCUCUCAGUUAGCUAUGUCGCUGGAAAAUGUGGGACACAGCCUUGCUCAGCUCCUCCAGCAGCAGAGAGCAACACGAGUGCUGACUGUCUGAACCUGACUGAGGUGCAGGAGGUGUGAUGCGGCUGUGAGGAGAAUAAGCUGUGCUUCUCCACCUGGCUCUGCCACUGGAACAGUCUCUGCUUCAGGUAGUGCUGAGGGAUGUCUGCUUUCUGUGCUCUGCUGGUGCAGGAAGGAGGCUAUGUGAGAAGAGAGGAGUUCUAACCGUGGGGUGAGAUUCAGUAGAAGCCUGGGCCCUUGCAAGGACCUCUGGCUGGUGCUGCUGCCCUGACCCAGCCAUCCCUCCAUAACUGGGAAGGGCUGCAUGUGUGCUCCAGCCCUUGUACAAGCAGAGCCCUGUCCCUUGGGGGUGGCUGGGGGCCUUGCUGGCAGGGUGUCUGACCAUCUUCCAGACCUGCAGAGUACCUGGCCUGUUGUGAUUCUCAUGCUGCUGACUGGCACCCUGCUGGGGAUGGAUGGCAAUGGCAAGGAAUGUGGUGCUGCUGGCUGGACGGGCGUCCUAACGUGGAGGUGAAGCCACAUGUUGGAGCAAGGCAAGGUUGAUGCACUUUCACUGAGGAGAGGGUUGCCUGUAGUAGAGGGAGCCUUUCUUGAUCACAUCUGGUCUUUCUUUUCUUCUAGCAAACCUGAUCUGCCUCAUUCAGACUGAGCAUUUCUGCAGUGGGUAAUUGUAGAGGGAGAGGUGUGCAGGGCAAAUUGACUCCUGGCACAGGGGAGGAGUCUGCCUUCGCAGGUGAAUGGUUGUCUGAUAUCCUGACGUGCUACAAACACCCCCAGAUGCCCUGUUUGGCUAGCAGAGUGCCACUCUGGGGGCACACUUGUGUCCUGCUGGUGCUCCUGGCUUGACCAGAAGCUCCUGUGGCUUGUACAGUUGAAAAGAGGUGAGGCUAAGGGGAGGAAAGGCUUCCCUGAAGAGUGAGCAGUGCUUAGACCUGACUGCAUUUACUAGCUCUGCUCUCCUGUUACAGCACCCUUCAAAGCAGAGCCUAUUGCUCCACCUUACGCAGGAUGCAACUGACUGAAAGUGGUUGUUCUCUUGGAGAUGCACAUAGAACAACACAUCACAUUCCUCAGAAGGACAAAUCCUGUCUUACUGAUCCAGCCAUUGCUUGCCAUUUCCAAAGACUGGAGUGUGUUCUGUGUUGUGCUGCCAGAGGAUUUAGAGGCAGGAAUUUCAGGCUGUCUCUUGAAAGGAGCAUCCGGAGGCAGGGGAAGGUCAUAGUCACUCGGAGCUGGACUGAAUGUGCUGUUGCUUGCCAGGAGGAGGGACUUUAUUUCCUGGUUUACUUGCUAAUUCCCCAUGAGUUUGGGCAUGUGUGAGAAAGUGGAUUGGUCCAGCUGGCUGACCAAGAGCCUCUUCUCCAUCUCUUUGUUUUGGUCUGGGAUCCUUUCUGUCAUACCUGAGCUCAUUGGUGUCUUUCAUCCUUUGUUUCUUUCCUCAUCCUCACAGUGGUGUGGCUUUGCUUGCUGUUCUGUGUGCUGUGGAUGUCAGCCACUCUCCACUUCUCAGUGAAAAGAGUUUUCCUUGAUGCCACUGAGCAGUUCCUGCUGCAGUGCUGGUGGGAGUUGCCCAUCUGUGGCUCGUGUGCAGCGCUAGAGCUGCUGGCUGGCUGUGACCUUCCUCUGCUGGGCAGGUGUGUGUCGCACACGGUGCUGUCCUUGGGCACACCCCACACCCUGGUUCUCAAUCUCAGGAGCUGAUUCCACGUUGCCACUUUCUCUUGCACUGUCCCUGUAGUGAGUCAUCUGUCGCUAGCUGGACUCGAUGCUCUCUUUUCAGGUUUUGGGUAUUCUUUGGUACUGUGUCAUGGUCGCUUUGAAUGCAGAAUGCUGGCUGAGCCCAGACAGCACCACUGCUCUGGUGGGAUGGUUGUGAAAGUUUGCAUUAGGGAUGAUGGUUUUAUGGAGGGGAACUUCCAGAACAGCCAACAGCUCUUCAGCUGUGAGUUUUAUUUCAGGGCUUCCCAUGAGCCUUGUUUAAUAGUCCUGUAUUGUUUUCCUUGAAACACAAGAGCAGCUCGAUCUGUCCUGAUGCAGAGCAGCUGGAGGCUAAUGCUCAAGGCUCCUCUCCACCAUUCUGAAGCUUGAAUCUGAGGCCUUGUGUGUGUGAGCAGGGCCACGAGGGUUAGCAAGCAUUGUUCUUGUUGCUGUAGACCUGAGGCAGAAAAGGUGAGCAAGGUUCAUGUCUGACAAAUACACACCUAGAUUUUAACUGGAGUGCUUUGGUCUGGCUCAGGAGGUGAUAGGAAAGCAAGGAGUAGAAUUGAGACCUGAGUUCCUCACUGGCCUUGGGCCUCAGGUCAGGAGUAAAGACAAGAAUCCCAGGGAGUUUCCCCCAUAGAGCUGCUGCUUCAGGAAAUCUCUUCUGUAUUUAAUCCCUGUUUGUGCUUCUGGCUUUAGGACAGAAGUAGUGUUUGAAGCCUGCUUUUCCUUGUUGACUUCUUCCAGAUACCCACACCCUCACCUCUGUGCCCCUGUGGGGUCUGUGGCAUUUCCUAACUCCUGGGACUGCAGAGCAACCCCAGGGUUUGGCAUGGGCUGCUGUCACACCUGUUAGACUCAAAUGAUCUGCAGUUGCCAGGUUGCUGUCUCAGGGUAGGUCAGUAUUUGCACCUUGCAAAAUUGGUCCACAACCAAAUGUGUGCAGGAGGAGGAGUGAGCAGCGGAGUGGCAGAGUUGAACACCUGGAGGCUUCUGAAGGAGUUCAAGCCUGCUGGUGAGGGCCUGUGUUCCAAAUGCUGCAUUUUGCUGCUGUCUGCAAAAGUCAAAAUGAUGACUGGUAAAUGAAGCCAAAGUACACAGUUUGGAUUUUUUUUUGAGGGGGGGUUGUUUUGGCUGAACAGAGCUACUAGAACUUAACCUAUGCUGUGUAUUUGUACUUCUCUGAAGAGAAUAGUUUUCUGUAGCUUGAAGUAUACUUGUAAGUAGAUUUCUGUGUGGAUGCAUCCUCUCCCUGUCCCAUGGCAAAGUUUGUGAAGAGCCUCUCUGUGGGCUUCUGUGUGGAUGCAUCUUCUCCCUGUCCCAUGGCAAGGCUUGUGAAGAGCCUCUCUAUAGGCUUCUGUGUGGAUGCAUCUUCUCCCUGUCCCUUGGCAAGGCUUGUGAAGAGCCUCUCUGUGGGCUUCUGUGUGGAUGCAUCUUCUCCCUGUCCCUUGGCAAGGCUUGUGAAGAGCCUCUCUGUGGGCUUCUGUGUGGAUGCAUCUUCUCCCUGUCCCUUGGCAAGGCUUGUGAAGAGCCUCUCUGUGGGCUUCUGUGUGGAUGCAUCUUCUCCCUGUCCCUUGGCAAGGCUUGUGAAGAGCCUCUCUGUAGGCUUCUGUGUGGAUGCAUCUUCUCCCUGUCCCUUGGCAAGGCUUGUGAAGAGCCUCUCUGUAGACUUCUGUGUGGAUGCAUCUUCUCCCUGUCCCUUGGCAAGGCUUGUGAAGAGCCUCUCUGUGGGCUUCUGUGUGGAUGCAUCUUCUCCCUGUCCCUUGGCAAGGCUUGUGAAGAGCCUCUCUGUGGGCUUCUGUGUGGAUGCAUCUUCUCCCUGUCCCUUGGCAAGGCUUGUGAAGAGCCUCUCUGUGGGCUUCUGUGUGGAUGCAUCUUCUCCCUGUCCCUUGGCAAGGCUUGUGAAGAGCCUCUCUGUGGGCUUCUGUGUGGAUGCAUCUUCUCCCUGUCUCUUGGCAAGGCUUGUGAAGAGCCUCUCUGUCAGAAGAGCGCUUGGUGUUGGGCCACAAGGGAUAUCCUCUGCAUGUCAGCGAGCACAGCCACAGGAAGAGAAGGCAGCCACAGCAAGAGCUCAGUGUUUAGGGAGUGCUGUAGGCCGUAGUGUGGCAGACACCAGGCUGUGACCCGACACGUGGGGAUGACCCUCAGAGGCUGCCGUCCUGGCGCGGAGGCACCGCAUGCUUGUGCUUGCUGGCACUCGGAGCUGAGUGCCCACGCUGGCUGUGCUGCCGAGUGGCUGAGGAUGUUAGAGCUGCUGGGUUGGAUGGGAGAGCAACCUUGCAAGCCUCUGUCGUUUCCACAAAGUACUUCUUACAUGGACCUCUGCAGGGGCAUGCUUGAGCAAGCGAGUCCAGCUUCUGCCCUGAGAAGCUCCUUGUGCCGCCGCCGUAGUUGAGAGGCUCUGUAAGGAGAUGGGCAGAAGUGGGAGAGAGCAGGGGGAGCCUGCUCGAGUCGAGAGCCAGUCAGAAAACACUUUAGUGGAGGAGAGCACAAUGAAAACAUCAUCAAACCGAUAUGAGGGCCACAGGCAUGCCCUGUUUCUAGCUGGACGUGUGGCAGAGUAUGCUUGUAAGUGUUCUUGUUCUGCUUUUCUGCCUGGCGGUGCCACUUCCUUCCUGCCAUGGCUCAUUGUCUGCUGAACCUACAGAGAGGUCAUUUCCAGGUAGCCGGCAAGAUGCCCUAGUGCCGGGUGGCUGCUGCUCGUGUGCUUGGGGGUCUCUUUGCCUCGUUCUCCCCUCCCUCCCCCUAGGUCACGAUGAGUGUCAUGAUAGAGUAACAAUUCCGGUGGUGGUCAAACUGCUGGGAAAGGUCUUUGUGUGCUUGCGAUAUUGCAGCUCCUCCUACAGGCCUGCCUGCUCCGAACCACCUUGCUCCUACAGGUACUGGACCAAAUACCCACAUCGAGUUUGAGUUUGUGUCCCCUCCUUGUGUGUGUUCUUUUGUAUUUUGAUGCCUUCUCUCUGGGUGGAUUAAUCCCAGAUCGUUUAGAGGGAAAAAAAAAAAAGGAACUGUGUAGCUCUUUAAGAGAUGAGAAUAAAAUGACUUAAUUUGGGACUAAGUGAAUGAAGUUCUUGCACCUUUGUAAAUGUUGAAGAGGAGUUCCAUUGCUGUGUAAUGGCUGAACCUUUUAACUUAUUAAACCACAUGGAAAUCAAA